ACCCUAGAGUUAUCCGUAUUGCAAAUAAAAUAAAAAUUUCAUAGACAGAUCUGCCGAUGCCGACUUCCGACAACUACGCCUCCUACCCUCCCUCCUACCGCCCAAGUCCCGGCGCGGCGGGUCCCGGACCCGACGCCGUUUCUUGCACGUCCGCCGCCGCCGGUCUACCGGUGGUGGACUUGAAGGGCCUGGACCAGGAGAGGCUGGUCGAGGCGUGCGAGGACUGGGGCAUCUUCAGAUUGGUGAACCAUGGGAUUCCCAGGGAGCUGCUCAGCGAGGUCCUGGAGCUCGCGAACGAGUUCUUCUCACGGGGGUUUGAGUGGAAGCAGGCGCUGAAGAGAAAGGCGAUGUUCUAUUUCUGGGGCAGCCCGUCGCUGUCCCAGUCCGGGACCUCCAAACAGACGGGACCUUUUGUCGAGAGCCAGAACUGGCUCGAAGGUCUUAAUUUUCCCCUCUCUGAAUCUUCUUCUUCUUUGGAAUAUGAUCUUCCUCUGCUUCAAAGAUUCAGGUCGUUGUUGAUAGAAUAUGGCGCCCACCAAACGAGGCUCGCACAAACGUUAUUCAACGCCAUGGCCAACCACCUCGCAAUUCCUCUUGCAAAGUCAUCCUCAUACUUAUCGCCGCCCACCGCCUUUCUCCGUGUCUACCGCUACCUCCGGUGUCCUGGCGCGGACCGGAGGCUAGGCAUUAUGGAACACACAGAUAGCUCCGUCUUGACCAUUCUUCACCAAGACCAUGUCGGCGGCCUCCAAGUGUAUAGGGACCACAUGUGGCUCGACAUUGACCCCGUGCCCGACACACUUAUUGUCAAUCUUGGAGACAUGAUGCAGGCAAUGAGCAAUGACAGGUACCGAAGCAUAAAGCAUCGUGUUCGGGUUAGCGAGUCACAAGAGAGGAUAUCGGUCGGCUACUUUGUGUUCCCGGCCGAGGAUGCAAUAAUAGAAAGUUCUAUGUAUCGACCUUUCACUUAUACGGAGUUUCAAGACAAGAAGGCCGCCGACUUGAAGAUAGUAGGCGACAAGGUCGGCCUUCCUAGAUUUAGGAUUCAUCAAUAUGCAUGAGAUUUUAUGAAAUUUGUGGUUUUAACCGUAAUGAUUUGUUCGUUUUUGCAAGUGAAGCUUAUUAGUAAUAUAAAAAUAAUAUUCUAUUCGUCCGGCUAAAA
This is a messenger RNA of Andrographis paniculata, 1162 nucleotides long. Its product is annotated as gibberellin 2-beta-dioxygenase 6. The record is from RefSeq and is a predicted model, not a curated record. Gene Ontology annotation, molecular function: dioxygenase activity. Bases 57 to 1061 code for a protein of 334 amino acids. The transcript has 3 exons. Lineage: Eukaryota; Viridiplantae; Streptophyta; Magnoliopsida; Lamiales; Acanthaceae.